AUGAGUUCCGGAGGUGACGCGAAGCUGUUCGCUAGGGUACCGCUUGUUUUCAUCAUGUUUCUCGGUUUUGCCCCAUAUGCUCCGCCACUUGGCUCACGAUUUGCGCAAACUCCACAGGGCAAGGUCGCCGAGUUGCGACAAGAGCUCCAUAGCGGCGGCAAGAAAGACAAGAACUAUUCCGCCAAAAAGAUCGCCUUGAAGAAGAUCGUCGCCAAUAUGACCAUGAGCAAUAAUGAUAUGGUUGCGCUGUUUCCCGAUGUGAUCGAGUGCAUGACCCUACCGAGCUUGGAGAUCAAGAAGAUGUGCUUCUUGUUCUUGGUCAACUACUCAAGAAUGAAACCCGAAGUCGCGAUGAAGGCGCUACCGAUUCUAGUUGAUGACAUGGAAGACACAAACCCCCUCGUGCGCGCGCUUGCCCUAAGAACCAUCUCAUAUGUCCAUGUGCGCGAAUUCGUGGAAGCAACCUUCCAACCACUAAAGCGCCUGAUGCAAGAUAACGAUCCGUAUGUUCGCAAAACGGCCGCUUUUUGCGUCGCGAAGCUGUAUGAGCAUGACAAGAAGACGGUCGAGAACUCGGAUUUGAUCGACCGGCUCAAUCGGAUGUUGAAAGACGAGAACCCGACCGUUGUCUCCAGUGUUUUGGCCUCCUUGUGCGACAUCUGGGGUCGCAGUGAGUCGAUCUCGCUCACCAUCGACUACGUCAGUGCUUCGAAAUUGGUUUCCAUCCUUCCUGACUGCUCCGAGUAUGAUCUCCUCAACCCAUCCAAUUUCAAAAAGGAUAUUAACGGACAAAAUAGAUGGGGUCAGACUUAUAUUCUUGAGGCCUUGAUGUCCUACGUGCCCCAGGACACUGCCGAGGCGCUUCUGCUGGCAGAGCGAGUUGCCCCCCGCCUUUCUCACCAAAAUUCUGCUGUCGUUCUCACUUCUUGCCGAGUCAUUCUCUAUCUUAUGAACUAUAUCGCCGACGAAAAGCACAUUACCUCCUUAUGUCGCAAAUUAUCACCGCCUCUCGUUACACUGCUCUCUAAACCGCCAGAGGUCCAAUAUCUGGCCCUGCGAAACGCCAUCCUGAUUUUGCAGAAAAGACCGGAAGUUCUGCGCAAUGAUAUUAGGGUGUUCUUCUGCAAUUACAACGACCCAAUUUAUGUCAAAGUGACGAAGCUGGAGUUGAUGUUCAUGCUGACGACGAAGGACAAUAUUUCCAUUGUCUUGGCAGAGCUUCGAGAGUAUGCCACUGAGAUCGAUGUGCAUUUCGUUCGCAAGGCAGUCCGCGCCAUCGGAAAGUUGGCCAUUAAGAUCGAGUCCGCAGCGAAGCAGUGCAUUGAUACACUGUUGGAGCUGGUGGGUGCCAAGAUUCCAUAUAUCGUCCAAGAGGCGACGGUCGUGAUCCGCAACAUCUUCCGCAAGUAUCCCAACCAAUACGAGAGCAUCAUCAGCCACGUCAUCCGCAACAUUGACGACCUUGAUGAGCCAGAGGCAAAAGCGGCCGUCAUCUGGAUUAUCGGUCAGUAUGCAGAUCGUAUUGAGAACUCAGAUGGGCUCCUGCAGGACUACUUGGCUACCUUCCACGACGAAACAAUCGAGGUGCAGCUGGCCCUGCUUACGGCCACCGUGAAGUUAUUCAUCCAGCGGCCUACCAAGGGUCAACAGCUCGUUCCGCAGGUACUUAAGUGGUGCACGGAAGAGACUGACGACCCUGAUCUCCGCGAUCGAGGGUACAUGUACUGGCGUCUGUUGUCCACGGACCCGGCUACCGCAAAGCAGGUCGUUAUGGGCCAGAAACCCCCCAUCACAGCCGAAAGCGAGAAACUCGACCCGCGCACUCUAGAGGAACUUUGUCUCAAUGUCGGUACCCUAGCUACCGUCUACCUCAAGCCCAUUCACCAGGUCUUCCGCGCCGCACGGCCUCGCAGACUGCAACCCAGUCCAGCCUUGCAACGGCCUCGAGUUGAGGACGGCACCGCUAGCAUGCUAGAAUACAACCCGCCCACCGCCAACAUGGCCUCCGCAUCAACCAGCAACAGCGGCCUUGCAACAAUUACCACGACGGGUAAUCCAAUCAGCCCCGUCAACGUCGCUCCUCCCCCGACAUUCCCGGUCAACCCUAACGCGACUGGAGGUGGCGCCGGUGCGGAUGCCAUCAAUGCAGCAGAUAGCUACUUCAACGGCAUCGGCUCGCAGCAAAUGGCCGCGAUGGACCUGGGUGGGCGUGGCGACGGUGGAGCAGGUGGUGGUGGUGCGCCUCAGACGCAGUUCGUGGUCACGCAGAACCAGCAGCAGGGGUACCAGCCGCAGUAUGCGGGUGGUGCCGCAACGGGCGAGUUGCUGCUGCUGUAG
Penicillium cataractarum is the source of this 2337-nucleotide messenger RNA. Its product is annotated as putative AP-2 adaptor complex subunit beta. Gene Ontology annotation, molecular function: clathrin binding. Gene Ontology annotation, cellular component: membrane coat. The record is from RefSeq and is a predicted model, not a curated record. The coding region runs from base 1 to 2337 and encodes 778 amino acids. The transcript has 5 exons. Gene Ontology annotation, biological process: vesicle-mediated transport; intracellular protein transport. Lineage: Eukaryota; Fungi; Ascomycota; Eurotiomycetes; Eurotiales; Aspergillaceae.